GUCAUUGUUGAUCCACGCUCUCAUUAGGAUAAGUGGUAGGUGGUAUUGACAUCAGGAACAAACAUCGGAAAUGUGGUUCCUUUAUAUAGGGAGGAUGUAUGACCAGGGGUGACCAUGUUCUUAAGAGGAACCGGUUCAGCCACUGGAGAUAAAUAUACUUGGAAAAAGAACGCGUGAAUGGAAAUAGAUGGUUCAUUCUCAUUUGAAUCGUAGAUAAGUUGCAUUUAUUCCUUAUUUCCCCUCUUUUUUUAUGUAUUAGUCAACACGUAUACAAAAAUCUUGAUUAUGGAAUUAUCAAAAUCAAGUAUUUCUCAGCAUUUUUAAUGUAUAUAUCGUUAAACGAAGAAUGGUAGUCAAUUUGUAUAUGGUUAUUCAAAUGAAAGAUAAAUGAUAACAGCAAACAGGGGAACAUAUUAAAUGAAGACAAUUUCGGGCAAAAUAGAAUGACUUAAGCUGACCCAUGAUUUUGUUUUUUACCACGAUUUAUUCAUAGGUCAAAUCAAGCCAUUGGACUGCGAUAUUUUGUUUGAACGUGUAGCAGUCAUUUCAUUAAAAGGUAUAGAGUAAAGUAACACGCGAAAAUAUUCAUACUUGUCCUAGAAUAUGAUUUAAUUUUGAAUUUCAAGAUGGUAUCAACAGAUCGAUCAAGUUUUAGGGAAAGGUUGUUGGCGCAUCAAUCGACCUGCAGUCGAAAAAAUAGCAAUUAUGUAUAUGGUACUGAGAUGAGAUGGAGGCCAAACUGAGAGGCGUAUACGCACUCGUCGUGAUUCAAGCUCGGCGACGAAGAGCGAUUCUCAAACUCAUCACUAGCAAGCCAACCUUCUACAUAACGAAGAUAUGCCAUAAUGGUGACUUAAUCGUGUAAACGAUCAAAGUGUACUGCUAUGGCGAUUUUAAGAUUGAUAUUGCCAUCUUUAUUAAUCCUUUUGAUACGUACUGUGAGCAUCCACUGUGAGAUGUGCAAAACCAUCUACCCAUUCGCUGAAGUGUCGACCAGCUCGUUUAAGGUGGACUUUGAGACCGUCCCCGUAGAUGAUAUUGAUCACUCCUAUGAUCUCAGAGCUAACUUCAGCUGGGAAAAUCCGCAAGGAACAGGAUAUGACCAGUUUAUGGUUCGCAGUGUCAAGGCAGAUGGAGAACUAUAUUCCUCCAGAUUGAAUUGUGAGGAUGACACCUACAUAUAUGUGAUCGACACGUUUGCAGUGUUCAAUAAUCUUCAGCAUGGCUCAUUAUAUGCCUUCCAGGUGGGCCUCUACGAUUCGACAUCCCAUGGCGCGCAACAAUUCGCGAAGGAAUUUGCGUCGAAAGCACCCGAUUGUUACUUGGAGACGUCCGACCUGAACUACUGCGCGUCAAGAGACAUAGCAACAAUCGGUGUACCUGUAGACGUACGUACAGAAGAUAUCAUCAAGUAUCAAGACACAAAUCACACGGUGACUAUCCAUGUGACGUGGCGUCGUCCAGUGCAGAUCAACGGACUUCUCACCUAUUUUCUACUCAAAGUGGAUAACGAACAAGGCACCCUAUUCAACAAACUUCUAGAAGUUGAUAAAGUGUACGCUGAGGGCCCGGAUGUUACAUUCUACAUAUAUAUUCCCACUAUCCCAGAGGGUAAAGACACCAAUCUCCGAGUGACUGCGUACGUAUACCAAGAGGGACAUGUAAGCAGUAUUCCUGGACCUGAACAUCGCGUUUCUUUCCUCACGAUUCCAACGUUUAACGUAACGGUUGCUCGACCUACGGGGCUGGAUUCACCGGGUGUGCAGAUCAAACCAACUAGAACGCCGCCACAAAGUCCCCAUGUAGACAGCACGACCAGUCGUGUGCAAGUGUUUCUAACAGAUGCUUUAACUGAUGCCCCAAGGGAGACCAGUCCUUUUAUACAGACCACUCCUCUAUCUCCUGAUCAAGGCCAAAGUGAAUGGAUCAAGGUCUUACUCUACUCAGGCGUACCGGCAUUAGUUCUUACCUGCUGUAUAGCCGCCAUCUUGGUUCGCUUUCGACGGAAGCGGUCUAAAUCCAGCGACGAGACCCUUUUCAUUCGCUACCUGGAGAACGGUAAUUCUGACAAGCCUCCGACACCUAAAGUAAAGCGACCAUCUAUAGACCUCACGCCUAAGGAUCCUGCAUUUGAGGGCAAAGAGUUCGACAGAUCACUCUUGAAGAUUGAGAAAGAAUUAGGUGCCGGUCAGUUCGGCAUCGUCUAUAAAGCUUUUGCAUUCGGCCUGAAUGGAAUAAAGGAAUACGUCCCUGUAGCUGUUAAGAGUUUGAGGGUGAACGCUACGCCAGGGAUGGAAGAGGAUUUCUUGAAUGAGAUUAAACUGAUGAUCGACCUGGGACAACACCCUAACAUCCUGCAGAUCAUCGGCUGCUGCACGGUACAUGAACCCAACUAUCUCAUCACGGAGUACAUGAAGUAUGGGGAUCUACUUCACUUCCUGUGGAAAUGCAGAGAGGACAAGUACCGGAGACAAGACAGCAUCUUUGACCUCACCCAGGCCAACCAGCUCCAGAUCUGUCGCCAGAUCUCUCGUGGAAUGGAAUACAUCUUCAAGACGCGUUAUUACCAUGGCGACCUGGCUGCUCGUAAUGUGUUGGUCGGUGAGGGAUUAGAAGUGAAGGUAUCGGAUUUUGGUCUCGCUGAUGACAUCUAUCAGAGCGGCUACAAACGACUGGCCCCAGACAAGAAAAGACCUGUCAAGUGGGUCAGUCUAGAAACUAAUACCAUCGGAAGAUGCACCAUACAAAGCGAUGUCUGGUCUUUCGGAAUCGUGAUGUAUGAGAUCUACACGCUAGGUGGCGUACCAUACCCGGGAAUGGACGGAAGAGAGAUCAUAUCGAAACUACAAGAAGGAUAUCGUAUGCCUAAACCAGACCAGUGUCCUGAGGAUGUCUAUGACAUCAUGAAAGCAUGUUGGCAUGCCAACCCAUCAGAGCGUCCGACCUUCACCACCAUUUUCAAGCGAUUGGAUGACAUGCUCGCCGUCGAUUCCGACUACCUCACCGCUGACUUCGACGACGUCCAACAAUUCAGCUCUACAACAGCGCCAUCCCACGAUGACAAGAGAACAGUCGGCCAGAACUUCACAGGUGAAGAUGUGAACAUGUCAACACUGGAUAAAAGGAACGAGGAUGAGGAGGAGGAGGAGGAAGAGGAUGAUCUCGGGAAGAUGACUGAUUCGGUUGCUAUGGAACCUACUUCCAUGGAAACGGCUAUGGGUCAGGGAAAUCCUGGAUUUCUGAUGGAGGAAGAGGAAUGCUCGGUUUCGAUCAAGCGAGACAACAGGAUUGUAUUGGAUCCGAGAGAGCAUGGUAUGGGUAUUACUGAAGUGGUAUCAGGGAGAGUGUAAGAGGAUACCAAGGAUAGCUCUCUACCAUCAUGUCAAGCUAGUCCCAGGUAUCAGCGCAGAUACAGAUGACGUUGAGUGGUAUCUGUGACGUUAACAACUGGUUUACAAACAAUAAUCUAGGUUCAGUAUCUGUUAACAAUAUAAUAAAACAUAUGACCAUAUGACUAUGAACAGUUCUCUUUGUUCUAUCCUCUAAAACAUUUUUUUUUGGAUGAAGCACUUGCAAAUGAAUCAAAAAUAAUCAAAUUAAUAUUAACAUGCAUCUAUAUUAGAUGAUUCAUUUCAAAACUAGAAGUACCAGCUUUGAAAGACUGCAUAAAAACAUUACAUGGACGGUUGAAAAGAUUCAUUAUCUUUGUCUUAAUGUAAUACUUGACUUUUCAUGAGCUCAAAACGCAUAUGGUUCUUACAUUGGUCGUUAUGCUUUUUCGCAUUCAGAAUGGCAGAAAGAAAGCAAGAGAAAGAGAGAAUGGACAAACUUAAACUAUUUUGACACAUAUCGAUCGCAAACAUGAACGUAAUUUAUGUUCUUCAUCACAGAUAAUUGAUAUGACAAUGUAUAUACACAUACCUGGAAAUGUAGUUUUUGUUACAGUUCGUUGCAUUUACUAUACUCUGAAUCCUGAAAAGAUGGUAUCUUUUAUUAUAGGAUUAUAGAGACAGCUGAAAGCCUGCUUUCCCUGGGGAAAUAGUGGUCGUGCAAAAACGUACAUAAGAGUUUGAUUAGAUUGUGGUAUUAGUGCACAUGCUGUAUAUAUUUGAGAACCUCAUUGGGGAAAAGUAGGUGGCUGAACUAGAAAUACCUUUGUCAGGAUUGUGAAACUCGUGUUUAUUUUUCAGGAAACACGGGGAAGGGAUAUGGUAGCAAUGUUUGACAAUUAACGAUCAUUGUAAGGAUAUCUAGAUGGAUCUUUUUCAUGUUGAUACUCCAUAAAUAUACUUUCGAUCUUGUGACAUAUGUAAAUGUUUACUUUUAAUUCGAGUUCCGGACAAAGGUAGCAUCAGAGCAAGUCUUUAGAGAGGUGGAAAGCGAGACAGGUAGAUAAACUGUGACAUACAUAAAUCGUAAGGAGGAGACGAUGUUGAGAAAUAACAAAACAAAGAAAGUCAGAGAGAUAACAACAAGAGGAAAGAAAGGAAGAGAGAGAGAGAGAGAGAGGUUGAGAUACAGAAAGAAAGAAAAAGUGGAUUAUGUUAGGAUGUCCAAUUGGUAGUGUGUAUUUGAAUCGGUUCAUUUAUCUACUAAGGGUGUUUAUCUUUUGAUUUGUCAUCGACAUCUUCUUGUUUCUAUAUAUUAAGAUUUACUUAGUAUCUUACAAUGUAAUAUAUAAAAGAUCAACAACAUAAAACCGUUAUCAUUAUACUCUCUGUAAAAGUUGUUUGUGAAAGUCUUCAACUGCAAGCAAUGUUUUUGUAAGUAGAAUUGUCUGAACAUUGCAUCAUUUUUAUACCCAACACAUUUUAGGUUAUAAUUGAAGAACUUCGGGUUAUAGUUAUUUAGUUGUUUCCCCCGGAUCCCUGUGACUGAUUUUAAAUCUUCACUGUUGUUUUGUAUCCACUGAGCUGUACGUGUAUACUUAUUUAAAAAAAUGAAUUGUUCUGUGUGGAAAGUAAUUACAGAGAAAUAAGACAAAACGCCACCGAAGCAGAAAAUUAGUAGGUGUUUUAACAAGCCUACAUUAUUAUCAGAAAUGAAACAUCAUUUGAAAUCUACCUGCCAUAAAAAAGGGAUCUCCCUCUUCAAACCUCAAUUACUUCCAAUAUCUAAUUUCUUAAUUCUUAUGGUGGAACUAUAUUUAAUUUUCAAGGGAGGACUUUGAUAAUUCAUGAUUUAUCUUAGAUAAAGUGCCUAUAGAGCAGUAUAAUGGAAAGGAAAGUAUAUUAAAUGAGCUUUCAAUUAGACAUGCCAAUUGCAGAUUCGCCAUAUCAUUAAGAUAAGAUUGUGUAAAGGUGAAAAAUAAUAGGUAUGUCAGUUUGGAAGACUAUAAUCUAUAGUAGGAGUAUGCUCUGACAAAAAAAGAGUGCUUUUAGAGUGCCUUCACAUUAUAAACAUGACAAGACAUAUCUGAAAGUUCGGAU
This is a messenger RNA of Strongylocentrotus purpuratus (purple sea urchin), 5429 nucleotides long. Its product is annotated as putative neurotrophin receptor LTRK 1. Gene Ontology annotation, cellular component: signaling receptor complex. The transcript has 17 exons. Gene Ontology annotation, biological process: positive regulation of kinase activity; cell surface receptor protein tyrosine kinase signaling pathway; protein phosphorylation. Bases 885 to 3350 code for a protein of 821 amino acids. NCBI's taxonomy places the organism in Eukaryota, Metazoa, Echinodermata, Echinoidea, Camarodonta, Strongylocentrotidae. Gene Ontology annotation, molecular function: transmembrane receptor protein tyrosine kinase activity; ATP binding. The record is from RefSeq and is a predicted model, not a curated record.